AUGUCAACUACUAAUAACAAUAUUGUAAAACUCUCGGACGAGGAGUGGAAGCAGCGUCUGACACCCAUGCAGUUUCAAGUAUUGAGACUCAAGGGCACAGAACGUGCUGGUGUUGGAGAGUACAUUAAGAAUAAGGAAACGGGUGUUUACGUUUGUGCUGGAUGCAAGAACCCUGUGUACACGUCCGCCACCAAAUUUGACUCAGGGUGUGGCUGGCCGGCCUUCUAUGACGCCAUCCCCGGCGCGAUUAAGGCGGUAGCUGAUGCUGAUGGAUAUCGUACAGAAAUUAUGUGUGCCAAGUGCGACGGCCACAUGGGCCAUGUGUUUAAAGGAGAAGGAUUUAAGACGCCUACAAACGAGCGCCACUGCGUAAACAGUGUAUCUCUUAUCUUUCACGCAGGAGAAGUUCCAUCUCAGUGA
Messenger RNA from Plasmopara halstedii, 420 nucleotides. Its product is annotated as methionine-r-sulfoxide reductase. The record is from RefSeq and is a predicted model, not a curated record. The transcript has 3 exons. Bases 1 to 420 code for a protein of 139 amino acids. NCBI's taxonomy places the organism in Eukaryota, Oomycota, Peronosporomycetes, Peronosporales, Peronosporaceae. Gene Ontology annotation, biological process: response to oxidative stress; protein repair. Gene Ontology annotation, molecular function: peptide-methionine (R)-S-oxide reductase activity.